AUGAGUGAGGAAGAUAAUAAAUCAAAGAAGAGAAUCGUCAUAAUAUGCACCUCAGGCUUUUUACUAGUCGCUAUGGUGGUUGCUGUGACCGUUGGCAUGAAUAAUGGCGGUGAAGAUAAUAACGAUAAAAAUCGUAUUGUUUCAACCCAGAAAGCCGUGAAAACCUUUUGUAGUCCGACAAGUUUUAAAAAAGAAUGCGAGGAAAGUCUAUUGUCAGAAGUAGGCAACACAACGGACUCAAGAGAACUCAUGAAAUUCGCUUUCAAUAUCACCGUUGCGAAGAUAAAAAAAGGACUCGAGGAAACAAAUAUCUUGCAACAGCUUGAGAAGGAACCUAGGGCAAACAUGGCACUUGGCACAUGCAAGAAGUUAAUGAAUCUUUCUAUCGGCGAAUUCCAUAGGUCACUUGAGGGAAUAUCAAGUUUUAAUAUGAACAAUCUAGAUAGCAUUCUUGUGAGUUUAAGAGUUUGGUUAAGUGGUGCAAUGACAUAUCAAGAAACAUGUUUAGAUGGUUUCGCAAACGUCACUGGUGACGCUGGUACGAAGAUGAAAGACAUUUUAACAUUUUCGAGGCGUAUGAGUAGUAACGCACUUGAUGUCGUUACGGAUUUGCAAAACGCUGUGAGGGAUAUGAAUGCAACAGGAGAUCACCGUCGUCUUAUGGAUGAUUAUAAAGGUUCUUAUGUUGGCGAACAAGUUGUAGCUCAUGAUGAUGUGAAUGAGGUUCCUUCUUGGGUUGGUGAUGGUUCCAGUGCUGGUGUUCGUAGACUCCUUCAAGUGGCUCAAAAUAAACUCAAGGCUAAUGUCGUUGUGGCUCAAGAUGGUACUGGACAGUUUAGGACUAUCAACGAAGCUUUGAAGCUUGUGCCAGUAAAUGGCCAAAAACCUUUUGUUAUUUAUAUCAAGAAAGGUAUUUAUCAUGAGUAUGUUGACAUUACCAUACUAAUGACUAAUGUUGUGAUGGUUGGUGAUGGUGAUAAGAAAACAAUAAUUACUGGCAACAAAAACAUGAAAGAUGGAAUUCCAACUUAUGCAACCCCCACUCUCGCCGUUGGAGCAGAUUUUUUUGUUGCAAUGAGCAUAGGUAUUGAGAAUUCAGCAGGACCCCUAAAGGAUCAAGCUUGCGCCUUAAGAGUCCAAGGCGACAAGGCAAUUUUUUACCAAUGUACAGUAGACGGAUAUCAAGACACAUUAUAUGCACACACUAUGCGUCAAUUUUAUCGUGAUUGUAUAAUUUCAGGCACGAUUGAUUUUGUGUUUGGCAACGCUCAAGCAGUUUUCCAGAACUGCACAUUCGUAGUUAGAAAACCAUUAGAUUACCAACAAUGCAUUAUAGUUGCACAAGCGAGAGCAGAGGAAAACCAACCAUCAGGAAUAAUAAUUCAAAAUAGCCGCAUUGUUUCUGAUCCUCCGGGUGCUCCAGCGACCUACAAAGCUUAUAUCGGCCGUCCGUGGAAGCACUACGCGAGGACUAUUGUCAUGGAUACUUUCAUCGAAGGGGUGAUUCAGCCUGAGGGGUUUAUGCCAUGGGAAGAACCGGAUAAAACACUUACUGGCAUGGACACUUGUUUUUAUGCUGAGGUUAAUAAUACCGGUCCUGGUUCUGAUAAAUCAAAGCGCGUAACAUGGCCUGGGAUUAAGAAUCUUACACCAGAUUCUGCACAUGUUUUCUAUCCAGCUUUGUUCUUUCAGGGAGAUGAUUGGAUUAGGAGUACUAGAAUUCCUUACACUUCUGGCGAAUCACCACUCCCAACCCCAUUGCCAACUCCAAAGCUCUAA
Molecule: messenger RNA, 1779 nt
Organism: Lathyrus sativus (Indian pea)
Lineage: Eukaryota; Viridiplantae; Streptophyta; Magnoliopsida; Fabales; Fabaceae
Source: the annotation of a GenBank genome assembly